AUGACUUGGGUUGAUAGAGUGAAUGACUUUGUUGCUCAUUCAAGAGUCGGCAAAUUCUUUCAAUUGGAUGGAUCUGGUGCUAGACGUGAAAGAAAGGGCACUCGAUUCAUGACUGAAAUCCGUGCUGGUUUAACUACCUUCUUUGCUAUGGCCUACAUUAUUUCAGUCAAUGCCUCCAUCAUCAGUGACAGUGGAGGAACCUGUGAAUGUGUUCCCACCGAAACUGAUCCCACUUGCGAUUUGAACGACGAUUACAUGGCUUGUGUCUAUCAAGUCAAAUUAGACAUGAUUAUGGGUACCACCAUCAUUGCCUUGAUCUCUAGUUUUUUGAUUGGUGUCUGCGCCAAUUUGCCCAUUGGUAUGGCUCCUGGUAUGGGUCUCAAUGCUUAUUUCACUUACACUGUUGUCGGUUAUCACGGUUCUGGCAAGGUUAGCUACGAAACUGCCUUGGCUGCUGUCUUUAUCGAAGGCAUCAUUUUCUUGGUGCUCUCCAUCUUUGGUAUCCGUCAAUGGCUUGCUCGUAUCAUCCCCAUGAGUAUCAAGAUUGCUAUGGGUUGUGGUAUUGGUCUUUAUCUCUGUUUCAUUGGUCUUCAAUCAUCUGCUGGUAUCGGACUGGUUAGACUUGAUUUAUCUACGCUCGUUACUCUGGGUGCUUGCCCUACAGAGGCUCUCAGUGCUGAUGGUGUCUGCCAAUGGGGUCGUAUGACUAAUGGUACUACUUAUAUGGGUAUGCUUGGCCUUGUCAUUAUGGCCAUCUUGUUGCUCUACCGUGUCCGUGGUGCCAUCUUGAUCUCUAUUGUCUUUAUUGCCAUCACCUCAUGGCCCCGUAACAAUGCUGUUACCUAUUUCCCUUAUACCGCUCACGGUGAUCUCAUGUUCAACUUUUUCAAGAACGUCGUCUCUCUUCACAAAAUGGACCAUGUUCUCGGUAAAUUCGAUUUCAACUUGAGCGGCAAGGACAUCUGGAUUGCUUUGAUUACUUUCCUUUACGUUGAUAUCAUGGACACCACUGGUACCAUGUACUCUAUGGCCAACUAUGGUGGUUUCACUGACAAGGCUGGUGACUUCGAGCACUCUACUUAUGCUUUCAUGACGGAUGCCGCCUCCAUCUCCAUUGGUGCCUGUUUCGGUAGCUCCCCCUGUACUGCCUUUGUUGAAUCUGGUGCUGGUAUCGCUGAAGGUGGUCGCACUGGUAUUACUGCCAUUGCUACUGCAUUCGGCUUCUUUGUCAGUAUCUUCUUCUCUCCCAUCUUUGCUAGUUUCCCUCCAUGGUCUACUGGCCCCGCAUUGAUCGUGGUUGGCUCCAUGAUGCUUUCAGGUGUGCGUAAUAUUAACUGGGAUUAUCCUGGAGAUGCCAUCCCUGCUUUCAUUACCUUGACUGUCAUGCCUUUCACUUACUCUAUUGCUUAUGGUGUCAUUGGUGGUAUCAUCUCUUACAUUAUCAUCAAUGGUUUCGUCUACCUCGUCGACAAGCUCUCUCGCGGUUACAUUCGUCCUGACUACUCUCAGCGUGAAGACUGGUGGACCGCUGCUUUGAGCCGUCCCUUCUUGCCUACCUGGGUCCGUUUCCUGGUUGCCAAAUCCAGAGGUCAGCCUUUCGACUGGCAUGAAGAUGAAUACGAGUUUGAAGAUGAAGAGCCUCAAGAUGUCAUUCACGAAGACAAUCAUCACGAGAAGAGAACUGCCUCUCAAGACCGUAUUGUUGACAAUAUUAGUGCUCACAGCUUGAACGAAACCACUUCGGUCUCUUACAACGAGAAGGUGAUGCAUUAA
Molecule: messenger RNA, 1773 nt
Organism: Mucor velutinosus
Lineage: Eukaryota; Fungi; Mucoromycota; Mucoromycetes; Mucorales; Mucoraceae
Exons: 1
Coding region: 1-1773 (590 amino acids)
Biological process (GO): adenine transport; guanine transport; transmembrane transport
Cellular component (GO): plasma membrane
Molecular function (GO): purine nucleobase transmembrane transporter activity
Source: RefSeq, a predicted model, not a curated record